This is a messenger RNA of Polychytrium aggregatum, 2039 nucleotides long. RefSeq lists its product as uncharacterized. The annotation marks the transcript as partial. Gene Ontology annotation, biological process: cilium assembly; cilium movement. Gene Ontology annotation, cellular component: cilium. The transcript is spliced from 15 exons. The record is from RefSeq and is a predicted model, not a curated record. Lineage: Eukaryota; Fungi; Chytridiomycota; Chytridiomycetes; Polychytriales.
CAUGCACACUCGGCCCAGCAUCCGCAUCACCCCCCAGAUCGUCCAUUUCCCAUGCCCGAGCCUCAACACAAGCCACCUGCAGACAAUUACCAUCCAGAAUGUGUCAAAGUCCAAGCUGCGCGUUCUGAUUUCGGUCGUGGCUUCGCCCGUGUUCAAGCUGCAUCUCAAGAAGAAGGGCGAUCUGAUCCCCGGCGACUCGGAGGAGCUGGAUGUGAUCUUCAAUCCUCCGGAAUGGAUAUAUUACCAUGACGUCGUUACCAUUUACUCCUCGGCUGGGGACGCUUACCAGGUUUCGCUGCACGGUUACCCAGCCAUCCGCAACAUCAUUCCCAAGCAGAUCCGGUUUGAUCCUUGCCCCAUUGGCGAAGCAGCGAAGCAGAUCAUCAUGCUCCGGUCGCAAAUCCCGGUCGAAUUCGACUAUGAGUUCUAUUUUGAGGACGCUCCCGAGCCCAAUCCCUUCACCGUUUGGCCGCGGAAAGGUACCAACUCUGUCCUGGCUCUCGGCACAUGGGCAUCAGUCGCACUUGUCCUUGAGCGGUUUCUGAGCCCUUUGGUACUUCCAGGAACCGUUCACGUUGGCUCCGAAACACCUGUUACUAUCCAGUUCAGUCCAACAAACUUGCGCAAGACAACGGCUCGCCUGGGACUCAUGACUUCUCAGCUGGCCGCACAACCACAUUGCUGCCGGUUGAUCGGCACGACCCAAUUGCUGCUCCCGGACUUGCUGAAAGCGCACGACACCGAGAGCGAGGAAACGCCGACCGCUCCCAUGGAGGCAACACAUUCCACUGCCUCCGAACGGAAGCAUGGGCGAAGAAGGGGAGGCAAGCGGCGUCGUCCUUCAACUAAGACCAAGAAAACGGCCGAGUCCAGUCCAGUCAAGGAGCGCGACCUGUUUGCCAUGGAUGUGCAGAACCGGAAAGAGCUUGAAAAAUCAAAGGAGCUGCGCCGCUUUGUGUGCCUUGGAGAAGGGGCCUCGAGCGUCUCGGUGCCGAUUGUCGAAGACGACAACGUUGUCGUUGAGUGCCUCGAAGACAACCUCCGUGUCGUUCCGAGCGCCGCGACAGUGUUCAACAACACCCGGGUCGUCAUCGUCAAUGAACAGUCGCUAUCGCUGCAUCAUCUCUCGCGGCGAGACGACGGGGAGUGGCAGAACCAGCAACGGGUCGAGAAUUUAUUCUACCAGGCGGUCUGCACCGUCAUCAUACGGAAACGGGCAGAUAGACGCCUUGCCAAGUUGAAGCGCUUAUUUGAGACUGAUCUCGACGAUCCCAAGAGCCUGACGACACGAUCAAAGCCGCUCAAUGUCGAGUGCGUGAGCCACAUCCUCGACGAGUGUCUGGCCAUGGGAGCAAGACCACGAACUGCGCCGCCAAAAGUAUCCCGAAGACCUUGUUUCCUGACCGAGUCGCCCAUCAAUGCCGUCGAUGCGAUCAAGCAUGUAAAUCUCCUGAGCCCGGCCAAACUUACGCCUGUGACGAUCCCGUAUGAGAUUCAGCACGGCUACAAGCCAAUCGAGAGACCCAACCCCAACCUGUUCUCCGCUCCGAUCCCAAGCCGCUCCCUGCGAGCCCUCGACACGACUGAGAGGAGCUCUCCAAACCGGACGGAUCUGUCGACCGAGACGAUUCCCGAGCUCUUCAAGAAGCGCCCACCUGGGCCAAUUUCGAGCUGGAACCCAUAUGCAGAUCUCAGCCAGUCGAGGACUCCAUCAACAGGAUACACAGAAACCGAUCCAGAGUACUCGCUCUGCGCCAAAGGGCUGCUUUCGCUUGAAAGCAUGUCGACGGUGCAGGACGCCACGGAGCGGCUGAGAAAGUGCUGCAUCGAAAUGUGUCUUGCCCUGAACUAUCUUGAGGAAAGUGACAGCCGUCUCGGAGCCACCAAGGAAGCCGGUAGGCCGUCCGAGGUCCCAUGGAACUCAGUGGAUUCCGGAUUCAGAUACAAUCCCAAGCCCAUCGAGCACCUUCCAUCCGUGCCUACAUUCGACCUCAUCUUCACCGAGUUCCCUGCGUUCCCAGAUACAUAGCCACCGGACU